GAGCUGCAAGCUAAACAUCAAGGGUGGCACCAAGUUUUGAGGCAGAAGGGUGGGCCUUACAAGCUCACGGAAAGGGCUCAGCACCACCGCGAUGCCCCACCUACUCUCUUGACUUUCAGGCAACUCCAACCAGCAGCCUCACGUCCGCUGGCCCCCGCCCUCCGAACGUCACCGCCACUAGGUACAGUGCCCCCUAGGGGCCUCUGUUCCUCCCACGAGGAAGAGUCUAGUCUUUUCCUGCUGCUGGCCCGUUACUGUGUAGCUUGGCUCUCUCUGGCGCCAGCCUCGCCAGCCCAGGGAGGAACUUGCUGCAGCAUCUCGGCGCCACCGGAGGACCAGUCGCCCCGUGCUCCGCAGCAGCAUGAGCACCCGCCUGCCUCUCCUGCUGCGCCAGCUCGGCCAUCAGCAGCUGCCCCGGGGCCCGGCGUGUCGCCUCCGUGAGCUGUGUAGCUCCAGCAGCAGCAGCAGCAGCAGCAGCGGAGGUGGUGACCCCGAAGGGGUGCGCGGGCAGCGGCAAGAUGGCCAGGCCUUCAGCAUCCCUGGAACCGGCAGCACGGAGGCCUCUAGGACGACCUCCAUCGUCAGAGAAGUCAUUCACAAUUCCAAAGAAGUGCUGAGUCUGCUGCAGGAGAAAAGCCCUGCCUUUAAGCCAGUACUUGCUGUUAUUCAGGCUGGCGGUGAUAACUCAAUGCAGGAAAUAAACCAGAAUUUGGCCAAGGAGGCCGGUCUGGACAUUACUCACAUUUGCCUGCCUCCAGACAGUGGAGAAGAUGAGAUCAUAGAUGAAAUCUUGAAGAUUAAUGAAGACCCCAGAGUGCAUGGCCUUGCCCUUCAGAUCUCUGAGGAUUCAUUUAGCAACAAAGUUCUCGAUUCUUUGAAGCCAGAAAAAGAUGUGGACGGGGUGACUGACGUCAAUCUGGGGAAGCUGGCGCGAGGCAACGCCCCUGAGUGUUUUGUUUCUCCUCUGGCCAGAGCUGCAGUAGAACUUGUUGAGAAAUCAGGAGUCACCUUGGAUGGAAAGAAGGUCUUGGUGAUAGGGGCUCGGGGGCCCUUGGAAGCGGCCCUGCAAUCCCUUUUCCAGAGAAAGGGAUCCAUGACAAUGAGCUCCCCGUGGGCAGCACCUCAGCUCCAAGGCAAGCUUCAAGAGGCAGAUGUUGUGGUCUUAGGCUCGCCUAAGCCAGAAGAGAUCCCUGCCGAGUGGAUCCCAUCAGAAGCCACUGUCCUCAAUUGCUUCCAUGACAUCUCGUCAGGGAAGCUGAGAGAUGGCUCUCCUGGGGUCCCUGGGAAAAGAAUCAUUACAGGAGAGAAUGUGAGUCUCCUUGCUGCAGCUCUGCGGAUACAGAACAUGGUCAGCAGUGGCAGGAGAUGGCUCCGAGAGCAGCAGCAUAGGAGGUGGCGACUCCACUGCUUGAAACUGCAGCCUCUCUCCCCGGUCCCCAGUGAUAUUGAGAUUUCAAGAGGACAGACUCCAAAAGCUGUAGAUGUCCUUGCCAAAGAGAUAGGAUUGUUUGCAGAGGAAAUUGAAGUCUAUGGCAAGAGCAAAGCCAAAGUCCGGUUGUCCCUGCUGGAGAGGUUAAAGGAUCAAAAAGAUGGAAAAUAUGUCCUAGUUGCCGGGAUCACGCCCACCCCACUUGGAGAAGGGAAGAGUACAGUCACCAUCGGACUGGUGCAGGCCCUGACCGCCCACCUGCACGUCAACUCCUUCGCCUGUCUGAGGCAGCCUUCCCAGGGACCCACUUUUGGAGUGAAAGGAGGAGCUGCAGGUGGCGGAUAUGCUCAGGUCAUCCCCAUGGAGGAGUUCAACCUUCACCUGACGGGGGACAUCCACGCCAUCACCGCUGCUAAUAACUUGCUGGCUGCGGCCAUCGACACAAGAAUUUUGCAUGAAAGUACCCAAACAGACAAGGCGCUGUACAAUCGGCUUGUUCCCUCAGUGAAUGGAGUCAGAGAGUUUUCAGAAAUUCAACUGUCUCGGCUGAAAAGACUGGGGAUAAAUAAGACUGAUCCAAGCACACUGACAGAGGAAGAAGUGAAGAAGUUUGCCCGCCUCAACAUUGACCCCUCAACUAUCACAUGGCAGAGAGUAUUGGAUACCAAUGACCGAUUUCUGAGAAAAAUAACUAUCGGGCAGGGAAGCACAGAGAAAGGAUAUUCCCGGCAGGCACAGUUUGACAUUGCAGUGGCCAGCGAGAUCAUGGCCGUGCUGGCCUUGACGGAUAGCCUCGCCGACAUGAAGGAGCGGCUAGGAAGGAUGGUGGUGGCCAGUGACAAAGAUGGGCAGCCUGUGACAGCUGAGGACUUGGGGGUGACAGGUGCUUUGACAGUUUUGAUGAAAGAUGCCAUCAAACCAAAUCUGAUGCAGACCCUGGAAGGGACACCCGUGUUUGUGCACGCCGGCCCCUUUGCUAACAUCGCUCAUGGCAACUCUUCAGUGUUAGCUGAUAAAAUUGCACUGAAGCUGGUCGGGGAAGAAGGCUUUGUGGUGACUGAAGCUGGCUUUGGAGCUGAUAUUGGGAUGGAGAAAUUCUUCAACAUCAAAUGUCGAGCUUCCGGCCUGGUGCCCAACGUGGUUGUGUUGGUGGCCACUGUUCGAGCUCUGAAGAUGCAUGGAGGUGGACCAAGUGUAACUGCUGGGGUUCCUCUCAAGAAAGAAUAUACAGAGGAGAACAUUCAGCUGGUGGCUGAUGGCUGCUGUAACCUACAAAAGCAAAUUCAGAUUGCUCAGCUCUUCGGGGUGCCCGUCGUGGUGGCGCUGAACGUCUUCAAGACCGACACCCGCGCGGAGAUCGACUUGGUGUGUGAGCUCGCUAAGCGGGCCGGUGCCUUUGAUGCGGUCCCCUGCUAUCACUGGUCGGCUGGGGGAAAAGGGUCUGUGGACUUGGCUCGAGCUGUGAGCGAUGCCGCCAAUAAAGGAAGCCGCUUCCAGUUCCUGUAUGAUGUUCAGCUUCCAAUCGUGGAAAAGAUAAGAACCAUUGCCCAGGCUGUUUAUGGAGCCAAGGAUAUUGAGCUGUCUCCUGAGGCGCAAUCCAAAAUCGAUCGCUAUACGCAACAGGGUUUUGGAAACUUGCCCAUCUGCAUGGCAAAGACCCACCUUUCUCUGUCUCACGAGCCUGAUAAAAAGGGGGUGCCAAGGGAUUUCAUUCUGCCAAUUAGUGAUGUCCGGGCCAGCAUUGGCGCUGGGUUCAUUUAUCCUUUGGUGGGAACGAUGAGCACGAUGCCAGGACUGCCCACCCGGCCCUGCUUUUAUGAUAUAGACCUUGACACAGAAUCCGAGCAGGUGAAAGGCUUGUUCUAACGGAACGACAUACCCACAGGACCUGAGCCAGGCUCUUCAAAUAAAAGAGAGAAAAAAAAAGUCUCCUUGCCUUUUUGCUGCAGUUGGAGAAGAAAGCAAGUUUUGAAAUCUGCUUGUUACGCAAUGCUGGAGAAAGCGUGAGAGCGGCCAAAGACUGCUUCCUCUUGUGAGCUGGAUCGUUCCCAGCCAAGCCAUGCUCAGCGGAAGGACCUGCGCCUCAACUGGAAGAAGCAAAGUUACUCUCGGUGCCUAUAGAGUUUACACCGUUUCUGCUGCUUAUACUUUGGAGUGUUUAUUUUACGGGGAGUGGGGGAUUACCAGAGUGAACUAGAAGCUAAUGUUUUCCUCUGUGGAGUUUCCUCUUUUGUCUUUUCUAUUCUCCUUCCCCCCCCCCCACCGUCCUC
Messenger RNA from Arvicola amphibius (Eurasian water vole), 3699 nucleotides. It is a transcript of the gene Mthfd1l, whose product is annotated as methylenetetrahydrofolate dehydrogenase (NADP+ dependent) 1 like. Gene Ontology annotation, molecular function: methylenetetrahydrofolate dehydrogenase (NADP+) activity; formate-tetrahydrofolate ligase activity; ATP binding. The record is from RefSeq and is a predicted model, not a curated record. Gene Ontology annotation, biological process: tetrahydrofolate interconversion. Gene Ontology annotation, cellular component: cytosol; mitochondrion. Lineage: Eukaryota; Metazoa; Chordata; Mammalia; Rodentia; Cricetidae. The transcript has 28 exons. The coding region runs from base 362 to 3295 and encodes 977 amino acids.